AUGAAACCGGCGCACCUCCAGAGACAUCUCAGCACCAAACAUCAGUGUCCUGUUGGAAAGCCACCAGAGUUUAGAUCAUCACAGGAAACAAUGCGAAAAGUCUCCACAACAUCAGCCAAAGCACUACAGGCGUCAUAUGCGGUGUCACUGCUCGUGGCCAAAGCAAAAAAGCCGUUCACGAUCGCUGAGGACCUGUUACUCCCAGCCGCUGUUGUAUUAGCUGAGACAAUGCUGGACAAAAAUGCCGCGGAUAAAUUAAAAACGGUGCCUUUGUCUAAUGACACCGUUUCCCGCAGAAUAGAAAGAAUGGGAGCGAUUAUUGUUGAACAAGUUGUGGGAAAACCUGGCGAAGCAUUUUCACUACAGCUUGAUGAGUCGACCGAUGUCAGUGGCAAGCUCAUUGCUUUUGUGAGGUAUGUGGAUAUCGACGACAUUUAUGAAAAUGUACUUUUCUGCAAGAGCUUAGAUGGAAAAACAACAGGAGAGGACCUUUUUAAUGUUGUGGAUAAUUUCUUCAUUGAAAACGAGCUGGACUGGAGAAACUGCAAGAGUGUCUGCACUGACGGAGCUGCAUCAAUCACGGGGCGUGUUAAAGGGUUCAUGGCGCGUAUUAGAAAUAAACAUCCUGAAGUGCAGUGGAAUCACUGUGUCAUACACAGGGAAGCACUGGCAUCCAAAAAUAUAAGUCCUGUGUUGCAUGACGUUUUGAAUGACAGCAUUAAAGUGAUUAACUUUAUUAAGUCAAGGCCACUCAAUGCACGACUGUUUCACCGUCUUUGUGAGGACAUGGGAGCUGAACACACACAACUGCUGCUACACACAGAAGUGUGCUGGCUAUCUCGAGGGAGGAUACUGAACAGGCUGUUGGAACUACGGGCGGAGGUGCACACCUUUUUGUCAGAGCAAAGAUCUCCAUAUGCCACCCUGUUUGAAGAUAUAGAUUGGCUUGCAAAGCUGUGCUAUCUGGCAGAUAUAUUCAGCAAAUUAAAUGAGCUGAAUGUGUGUCUGCAGGGCAAGGACACCCACAUUCUGAACCUGUAUGACAAGGUGGGUGGUUUUCUGAAGAAAGCAGAGUUGUGGAAAUGGGCAUGUGUACAGGGGGAUCUCACCUGCUUUUCUCAGGUGGAUGCUUUCCUCUCCAGGGAAGAUGUGGAGAGAGCACCAGUGAAGUCCAUCAUAGAAGAACAUUUGGCCAACCUGAUUGUGAGUUUUAACUCAUACUUUCCUGACAUGGAGGGGAAAUCUCCACAGCUCAGUUGGGUGAGAAACCCAUUUCUUUUGUCAGAAGAAAGCAGAAAGAAGCUCCCUCUCUGUCACCAGGAAAAACUCUUGGAUGUGUCAUCUGACUAUGGCCUACGGAUGAAAUAUGAAAACUCCACUCUAGCGCAGUUUUGA
Molecule: messenger RNA, 1395 nt
Organism: Xyrauchen texanus (razorback sucker)
Lineage: Eukaryota; Metazoa; Chordata; Actinopteri; Cypriniformes; Catostomidae
Product: SCAN domain-containing protein 3-like
Exons: 1
Coding region: 1-1395 (464 amino acids)
Source: RefSeq, a predicted model, not a curated record